Molecule: messenger RNA, 1937 nt
Organism: Chenopodium quinoa (quinoa)
Lineage: Eukaryota; Viridiplantae; Streptophyta; Magnoliopsida; Caryophyllales; Amaranthaceae
Exons: 1
Coding region: 832-1581 (249 amino acids)
Source: RefSeq, a predicted model, not a curated record
UUGAAAAAGGCUUAUGACUCUAUAGAAUGGAGCUUUUUAAGGAGUGUUAUGCAAGAGCUUGGCUUCCCUAAUCUCUUUUUGGAUUGGAUUUUUGCUUGCCUUUCUUCUGUCUCUUAUAGCAUUCUCAUUAAUGGGAAGCCUAGCCCUCCUUUUUCUGCUAAGAAAGGUUUGAGGCAAGGAGAUCCCCUCUCUCCUUUUCUUUUUGCCAUUGGGAUGGAAUACUUAUCAAGAAAUAUGGCUCAUUUACGGCAUGAUUCUAAUUUUAAUUUUCAUCCAAGGUGUGAAAAAUUGAAUCUUACUCAUUUAAUGUUUGCAGAUGAUUUAUUGAUGUUUUGCAGACACUAUUUCUACUAAAAUGCUUUUUCAAGCUUUUAAGCAAUUUUCUUCUGCUUCUAGAUUAGAAGCUAAUCUGGAGAAAAGCAAUGUUUAUCUUGGUGGGAUUGAUUUAGAUACCCAAAAUCAAAUUCUGAACAGUUUGCAGAUUCCUGCUGGUACUUUUCCAUUCAGAUAUCUGGGUGUCCCUUUGGCUACAAAAAAACUCUCUUAUGCUGAUUGCAAGCCUCUGAUUGAUAAGGUGGUUGCAAGAGCUACAGUUUGGACUGCUAAAACUCUGGCUUAUUCAGGCAGACUGCAAUUGGUCAAAGUAAUUCUUCUGAGUUUACAAUCUUACUGGUGUCAGAUUUUUAUAAUGCCUAAAAAAGUAAUAAAAGAGAUUCAAAGGAUUUGCAGAAACUUUCUUUGGACUGGUAAUAUUGUUUCCUCAAAAAAAGCUCCUGUCUCUUGGGAUACUCUUUGUCUUCCUAGAGUUGCUGGGGUUGGAGUAUUAAGGAUAUGUUGAUCUGGAACAAAGCUGCUGUCUGCAAACUGUUGUGGGCUAUUUCUUGUAAGAAAGAUAAGUUGUGGGUGAAGUGGAUUGAUGCUUACUAUACUAAGGGCAGAGAUAUCACUAGCAUUAGUUGUCCUGCUAACAGUUCCUGGGCUCUCAGGAAAAUUUUUGAAUGCUCUCAAAUCAUCAUUUCUGCUUCUGGUUGGGACAGAUUUAUCAAGAAAGGUUCCUUUUCUAUCAAGGAAAUGUAUAAGCACUUGCAUGGUGAUUUUGUGAAAGUCCCUUGGAGCAGGGUGUUAUGUCAAAACCUGGCUUCUCCUAGAAGUCUCUUUAUCUCGUGGCUUGCUAUGCAUAACAGACUUCCUACUAGAGCCAGAUUAACUAUGUGGGGUGUGGUGGAUAAUAGUUCCUGCUGCUUAUGUAAUACUGCCCCUGAAACUGUUGGACACUUAUUUUUUGAGUGUGCCUGGUCAUCGCAGAUUUGGACUAUGGUUCUUGCUCAUUUGCAUUUUCAGAGAGGUCCUGGUAACUUUACUAAUGAGCUUGCUUGGAUUAUGAAGAGUGCUAAAAAGAAGGCUGCUAAGCAUCAGGUGGCACUGAUGUUCUUUGCUGAGUGUGUCUAUGCUAUUUGGCUUCAUAGAAAUGAUCAUAUCUUUAAUCAAGGCUCUAAAACUGUCUCUGCUGCUCAGUUGUUUAGAGAUAUCAGAUUCAAGGUUGCUUGCAGAUGCAGAGAAGAAAUGAGGAAAUUUUUUUAGUCUCUUUGUGAUGUUUUUGUUGUUCUUUGUUUUUUUGGCUGUUCUGACCUUUGAGUCAGUUUCUUUUGGUGUUUUGGUGUAUCUUUAAUUGUUUUCCUUUGGUAGUUAAUAAAUUUCUUUAAUUGCCAAAAAAAAAGUAUAAGAUGGACAAAAACUUCAAAGAGAAGAGAAUACGAAUUUAUGGUAUUUUAUCAUACACUUUAAAUAUAAAUUGCCAUUUCAUUUUUCUCAUGUUUUGAAUUUUAUCCUACUUACACCAUGGAAUGCUUCUCAAAGACCGUACCACCCUCCACCACAUAUAAUAUGAUUAUACGAGAGUAGUGAGUUUCUUUAUUAUUUCAAACAAAUGGGACAAC